UGCUCCAGUGAGAAUGAACUGCCAACGCCCACUGCAAUUGAAGAGAAGCAAAAGCAACAGGAGUUGGAGCGAGUAGCGAAAUGGCUGAAGAUGGUGAAAAAAUGGGACAAGUACAAGAACAGUGAAAAGCUGGUGAAGCGGGUGUAUAAAGGAAUUCCUCUGCAGCUGAGAGGCCAGGCUUGGGCUUUGCUUUUGGACAUAGAAAAGAUUAAAAAAGACAAUCAGGGAAAAUAUGAGAAAAUGAAGCAGCAGGCUCGAAACUUCUCAACGGAGAUCAAGCAGAUAGACCUGGAUGUCAACAGAACAUUCAGAAACCAUAUCAUGUUUAUGGACCGCUUUGGAGUGAAGCAGCAGGCACUGUUUCAUGUACUGGCAGCUUACUCUGUCUACAACACGGAGGUAAGCUACUGUCAGGGGAUGAGUCAGAUCGCUGCGAUAUUGCUCAUGUACCUGAAUGAGGAAGAUGCCUUCUGGGCUUUAUCCCAGCUUCUUACAGACAGCAAGCACUCUAUGCAUGGAUUUUUCAUUCCUGGAUUUCCCAAGCUGCAGCGUUUCCAGACUCAUCAUGACCUCAUCCUCUCGAAAAUGCUGCCUAAGCUUAAAAAAUACCUGGACAGGGAGCAGAUGACAACAGGGAUUUAUUCAACCAAAUGGUUUCUGCAGUGCUUCAUCGACAGAACGCCCUUCACCCUCACAUUGCGCUUAUGGGACAUCUACAUUUUGGAAGGAGACAAGAUCCUUACAGCCAUGGCUUAUACAAUCCUCAAGUUACACAAAAAGCGGCUGAUGAAGCUCCAGCUAGAGGACCUGAGGGAGUUUCUUCAGGAGGAGCUGUCUCAUUCGUUCAUACUGCCGGACGAUGCUGCGAUUGAACAGUUACAGGCCGCCAUGUCAGAGCUGCGCAGUAAAAAGCUGGAUCAACCUCCUCCAGCCAAGUCAGAUGAGCUGCCAAAGAAGCCUCUGGGUCAAGAGAGACCAGUUCUUCUUCACCCAUUGCAGUCUAACUCUCCUCCGGAGGUCAAAAUAAAUCAUCAGACAAACAGCAAGCCUAUUUCAGAGACUGAGAAACUGGAGGCAACUUCCAAUCAUCACGCUUCUUCAAUGUCUUCAUUAGUUGUCCGUGCAGAAGGAACACCUUCUUCCCUAAGGCACUGUAAAUCACCACUGGUACCUCCAAAAGAAAACAAGCCAUCUAUUGAGGUAGGGAUGGGUAGAGAUAUGAAGAAGUUGCCCCCAGAGGUUAACCAGGAGUUAGGAAUACAGGAGAACCAAGCGACUGACACAGAGUCUCAGGAGGGAUCAGUGGAUUGGCCUCCACCCUAUGAGCCCUCCCCUUCGGAUGCUGUGACUAUGCAGACAGAGGUUGACAUUUCGGACCUUCCUGACCUACCCCCUCCACCUUUGUUCUACCCUGAGCAGACUGACCAGCAGUUUCUUGGCAGAGAGUCGCCUAGCCUAGGGCCUGAGACUCAUCCUGAUUCGCACCUUCGCUCUCCAUCCCCUUGUCCAGCCUUACCACUGGCUGCUUCAGUCAGGCCAUCCCCCAAACCAAGCCCAAAACCAUCCCCUCACUUCAUGAAGAUAAGUACUUCUCCAACAAAGCCUCCAUGUCUCCCUGUCCACACACCACCCUCCUCAUCGCCUCCCAGAGUCCCACCCACCAAACCAACCAAGUUCCCAGUUUCCCUUUAUGUUCCUGGGUCCACAGGGGACAGACGACCCUCCAACACAUCUCAGUAUGAUAAUCUCUCAGAAGCUGAUGACGACGAUCGCUUUGUGGAGAGACUACUUGCCUGCACCCUUGAAGAAGCUCCAUGCAAACCCACCCACCCUACUGACAGAACCUACGACCCUACUCUCUACCCUGUCCCCCCACCUCCCCUCUUUAUUCCUCCUUCCCCUUCCCCUCUUCCCCCAUCGAUGUGCGUCCUCCCUAGAUUGCCCCAAGAGCCAGAAUAUAAAGGAGAGUCCAGCUGGGUGGAUGACUCCAUCAUCCCCCCUCCUCCACCAAACUUUGCAGACAGAUUCAGUCCCUUUCAGUGUACCUCUGGCAUCUCCUCAGACCCAACCAGGUCCUUAUCACCUGUUUACUCUAAGAAUUUCACCAGAGCCCCCAGAGACCAUUCUGCCUUCCCAGCACCUUUGCUAUACACAGGGUCUCCCCCGUGUCACAUCAGGUCCUCAGGACAGUCGCCAAUGGGCAUCACAGGAGUACAAUGCAGCCCGGACUUCUGUAGUACGCCUCCUGUUGGACAAAAACUGCCAAAAUCAGUAACUUUUUGAUGUGGCAGCUGUUCAUGCCCGAUUGGCCUUCAAAGCUACUGUAAAGAUAAAAGGGCCAGUAGCUAUUUGUCAAGAACUGUUCCACGCAUGUGUGACAACCAUUGUUCUAUGUCCAGCUACUGUACCCACUCCUAUCGCAGUUGCA
Messenger RNA from Cyprinodon variegatus (sheepshead minnow), 2428 nucleotides. RefSeq names its product USP6 N-terminal-like protein. The annotation marks the transcript as partial. The record is from RefSeq and is a predicted model, not a curated record. The transcript is spliced from 11 exons. NCBI's taxonomy places the organism in Eukaryota, Metazoa, Chordata, Actinopteri, Cyprinodontiformes, Cyprinodontidae.